UAUAUCAACAUGGAUGACAAAAUGGUUUUUGCGGGAAUUUGCAAAUUUAUAAAAUCUCUAACUGCUUCAGUUUCAAUUUAAUAUUAAUUAAACUUACAGAAAAGCUACAACAUGAAAUGUGUGAUACCUGGACUAAACUUAAAAGUAUUUGGAAGAGCCAUCCACUCCUUGUCAAAGAUUGGAGAUGAACUGUACAUUGAACCCAUGGAAGAGGGACUGGCUCUGCGCACAGUCAACUCCUCACGGUCAGCAUAUGCAUGUUUCCUGUUUUCACCCAGCUUCUUUCAGCAUUACGAUGACGGCUCUGGCCUCUCCAGCUCAGAGGACAGUGAUGAGGAUGGAUUCCGCUGUAAGCUGGGCAUGAAGUCUAUACUGACAGUGUUCCGCUCCCUCUAUACAAUAGAGAAGACAGUAGAGAGGUGUAAGAUCCAUCUGGACAACGAUGAAUCACGUCUGGUGUUUCAGCUGCACUGUCGACAUGGAAUUGUAAAGACUCACAAUUUAGCUUUCAUAGAAUGUGAACAGUUGCAGGCUGUGUUUUCUAAAGACCUGAGUCCAAACAGGCUCACAGCUCCUUCAAAACUACUCUGUGAUGUGGUUGUGAAUUUUCAACACAAUCAGGAGGAGAUAACUCUGAUUGUGAAUCCAAACAAAGUAGCUUUAAAGAAUUAUACUGAUGAUGAACAAGGUAUGUUACAGUUCGGGUCUGAAUGUUGUGAAAUGGUCCGACCACAUGCAAUCCUGGCAUUUACGGAGGUGACAAACCUACCUUUGAACAUCCAUUUUGAGACGCCCGGGAGACCAGUAGUUUUCACAGUAGACAGUGAUCAGACUUUCGAGGCCAGCUUUGUACUGGCGACAUUAGCAGAAUCAGAGCUUGGAGCAUCACAGCAGCCGUCUCAAGUCCGUGGGAAGAAACAGACAAAACAGAAUAACAGCAAAAGGUCAUAUGCCAGCCAGAGUCAAACCCAGAGAGGAGGUCGGAGCAGGCUAACACAGAGUACCUCUUCUGUGUCCAGGCUGACCAAUGGUGUGUCACAUCACAGACCAAACACCAGCUCAGACAGACAAGCUGAGGGAGACAUGGAUAACACAAUGGAUGCUGAGGUAGAAAUUAAUGAAGCAACUAUCCAUCAUACCAAUGCCAUGGAAACAGAACAGCCAAUCACAGAUGGUCAGCAGCUGGGGUCAAAGUCACCUAAACCAUCAGGGUCAACCGUGAGUGACCCCAGCCCUGUAAUUCCAGUGCAGAGUGAAAGACAAACAGACACAAGGGUUCCAGCAGAGGAAUCGGUACUUCAAGAUGUGGAGGAGGAUGAAGACGAGGAGGAGGAGGAGCUGGUCCCUGGUACUCCACCAAGCAAGAAGUUCCGCUCACUGUUCUUUGGCCUGUCUCAGUCCCAGACCACGCAGAGUCAAGCUCCGUCCACCAACGUUCUGGCAGCAGACACAGAUGAAGAGGACUAGGAUGUCCGACAACAGUUUUAACUCCAGACUUGUCAUCAUGCAUGAAAUUAAUGACAGUUUUAACCUCUGUACAUAAUUGUACAAAGUCACUGUUAAUAUAUCAAUUAAUGUUGUACAGAUUCAUUAAACCAUGUUAAACAACAAA
Messenger RNA from Haliotis rubra (blacklip abalone), 1612 nucleotides. Its product is annotated as cell cycle checkpoint control protein RAD9A-like. The transcript is spliced from 12 exons. Lineage: Eukaryota; Metazoa; Mollusca; Gastropoda; Lepetellida; Haliotidae. Gene Ontology annotation, biological process: cellular response to ionizing radiation; mitotic intra-S DNA damage checkpoint signaling; DNA replication checkpoint signaling. Gene Ontology annotation, cellular component: checkpoint clamp complex. The record is from RefSeq and is a predicted model, not a curated record. The coding region runs from base 112 to 1467 and encodes 451 amino acids.